This is a messenger RNA of Carica papaya (papaya), 2651 nucleotides long. RefSeq names its product DUF3754 family protein, putative (DUF3754). The record is from RefSeq and is a predicted model, not a curated record. NCBI's taxonomy places the organism in Eukaryota, Viridiplantae, Streptophyta, Magnoliopsida, Brassicales, Caricaceae.
CGCAGAGGAUGGCGCGUGGUUUGCUUCAAACCGUUAAUAAGUUGUCUUCUCCACUGUCUUCUUCCCCUCACCAGCUCCUUUCAAAACCAAAACCAUAACCAUAGCUGCUUCAAUGACCAACUCAAUGCUCUCGCUCCGAAUGCUCACCUGCUUCACCGCUUUACCUUCAUCGUCAUCAUCUUCAUCAUCAACAACAAGACCUCGUUGUUCGUCUUUACCCGUGCCUCAAACCGUCAACACUGCCGUCGCUGCCUCUCUCAAGAUUCCCUGCAACUUAGAGGCCAUAGAAUCUGACACACAGAGCGAUAACAACAGUCUCAACAAUAGGAACACUAAAAUGAAUGUUGGCAACCCUCGCGCAGACGACGACGAAGAAGAAGGAAUUUCAAAAAUCCGAGUGCCUCGUCAGAAGUACAUCCCUGUUUCCAAGUCUGAACUCUUGGACGGCAUAAUUUCCGCACUCUUUGACUCUAAGGAUGAAGAUGCAAACCAAUUUCUCCUCUUCUCCUCGUGCUUGGACUCUAUUCUUCACGCGGAGCACAAGCGCAUUUUGGAGCAAAUGCGAUCUGAUUAUUUUUCCACUCAGAAUAUGGACGAUGACGAGAGAGCCGGCGGCGGACAAUCGGCUGGUUCUGAAACAGGAGCCGCCUACCAGCACGUUUUAGCCAACGGGGAGAAGUGUGUCUCUGAAAAUGGGAGCCCAGAUGGAUGUCGCAAAGAAUACAAUGGGUUGCAUGAGUUGCCAUUACCCUUCACUUAUGGUCUGGACUUGAGGAACCUCUUAGGUUCUUCAGACAAAAAUGCCAAGUCACAUUCCCAGGGGAAGACUAGACUUGCGGUUGCCACUCGUUUCCAGCACGCUUUUAUGCAACUUCUGAGUGACGCUCAGUUUGAAGAACUAUCAGUUGAGGAUUUGGCCUUGACAUCUGCCUUGAACACAGACUAUUUACUUACUUUGCCUAUAUAUGUCGAUUGGAAGAGAGCAUCUGAAUCAAAUGCAAUUAUCUUCAGGCGGGGAUAUGCAACUGAAAGGCAGAAGGGGCUGCUUAUUGUUGAGAAGCUGGAUUACAUACAGUCAAAACUUCUUAGAGGAAUAUUUUCUAUUGUUUCAAAGCCCUUGGGAAAUUUUGGCAAUUUGAUAAAGGAGGCUUUCAGUAAUGCAUCUAAUGCACCAGAAAUACAAGAUUGGACCAAGAGAAUGAAGCUCUGGCUUAAGGAGCUUUACAUUUUUCAGCAGUCAUUGCUUAAAAACAAACAAGCUUCUGAUAGUGAAUUGCGAAUAGACCAACUGUCAGACAGAGACCUUCCUAUUUGGCUAGCAGCACAGAAGGCAGUGAGUCGCUAUGAAGGACUCCUGGCACCUGUUGGACCCCGUGAAAGGCUCCUUAGAAAAUUACUUGCAUGGAUUGGAUUAAUUCCUCCUCCUCCUGAGAAACCAUUCCCACUUGACAGUGAAAGUAAUGCUUCUGAACCUUAUUUAAGGUCAAUUUUCUUAUCAAGAAUGACACUUAGUGAUAUAUGGAAGCCUGCUUCAAAUAAACUUUGUGGAAAUGAUUUUUGGAAAAAGUUCAAAACUUCCAUUUCUAUUCUUCUGUCACCAUCAAUUCUCCAGGAGCCAGCAUUCGAAGAAUUGAUUUUGCUUUAUACAAAGGAUAUGGGUGAAGGAGAUGGAAAUGAUAAAGCUGAAUCUCGAUCUCUGCAAUUAAAAAUAUAUGAAAGAAUUCCAAUUCCAGAUUUGCCAUUCUUGUCUUAUCACUUGCAGGUUAUUUUCCCUCACAAGAAGCUGUCUUUCCGUAUCAUAGACACAGUACGUUUGGAUGCAGCCACAAUAUUGGGACUUUUGGCAUAUUUCAUAAACUACAAAUUUGAGGACAUCUUAUCUUCUCCAUCAGCAAUAUUUCUUGAUGUAAUUGCUGUCAGUGCUCUAAUAAUAUAUGUGACUCGUGUGGCUUUGGGUUACAAACAAACAUGGGAUAGAUAUCAACUUCUUGUCAACAAGACUCUCUAUGAGAAAACCUUGGCCGGUGGCUUCGGCUCAGUUCAUUUUCUUCUUGAUGCUUCUCAACAGCAACAGUACAAGGAAGCUAUUUUGAUGUACGCAGUCCUGCUUAAAGGGGAGAAGAAUCAGGUUAUUUGCUACAAAAAUGUUGGAGACAGAUGUGAAAGAUUUAUGUACGAUGUGUUCAAGGCAAAGGUUGAAAUGCCGGUUGAAAAGGCAAUUGAGACAUUGACAAGGCUAGGAUUAGUGUCAGAGUCGAUUAUUGAUGUAAGAAUUCGGCUGCAAGUUCUUCCUUGUCUAGAAGCAUACAAAGCUCUCAAAGAACGUUGGAAUAGUUUGCUCAGCUAGUAUAUUCAACAGAUGAUCCAAUCUAUUCUUUUCUUUCUGGAAGACACUCUGAUCGCUGUUUAGCAUAUAGUGCCAGUAUAUAUGGCAAUUCACAAUAGAUUUCCAAAUUAAUAUUACACAGGCUUAAUUCACCAACUGUUUGUUUUUAUAUUUUUUUCUUGGGGAAGAAGAGGAUGUUAGGCUCUUCUCAAAGUUGUAUAUGCUGUAGCAUUCUUAAUUUUGUAGAAAUUUCUAUUUGGACCUCAGUUAAGUUGUAUAUGUUGUUUAUAAAUGGGUAUCUAAUUGUCUAUGUUUGUUGCUCUAA